Verticillium alfalfae VaMs.102 is the source of this 1221-nucleotide messenger RNA. Its product is annotated as polygalacturonase. Lineage: Eukaryota; Fungi; Ascomycota; Sordariomycetes; Glomerellales; Plectosphaerellaceae. Gene Ontology annotation, biological process: carbohydrate metabolic process. The record is from RefSeq and is a predicted model, not a curated record. The coding region runs from base 1 to 1221 and encodes 406 amino acids. Gene Ontology annotation, molecular function: polygalacturonase activity. The transcript has 2 exons.
AUGCGCUCCUUUGUGUCCCUCGCCCUCGCGGCACUCGCGUCGACAGCGGCCGCGCGCGACUUCAUCGAGCGGCCGCACGCCGAGGCGCACCCGCUGAAGCCCUACAAGGCGUUCCCCGCGUCGACGCCGCGCACCAAGACGUGCUUCGUCAAGCCCAGCUGCACCGAGGGCCGCGACGACUCGAAAAAGAUCCUCGCGGCGUUCGAGGCGUGCAACGACGGCGGCACCGUCGUGCUCGACCGCGAGUACACCAUCUGCGAGCCCCUCGACCUCCGCUUCCUCCGCCACGUCGACGUCGCCCUCACGGGCACGGUCCGGUUCUGCGACGACAUUGACUACUGGCUGCCGCGCACCUUCAAGUACCAGUUCCAGGGCGCCUCGACCUGGUGGGUGUUUGGCGGCGAGGACGUGCACAUCUACGGCCCCGGCGUCGGCACGCUCGACGGCAACGGGCAGGGCCUGCUGCGCAACUCGCCCAACUGGCACAACCUCAUCGCCAACUCGUCCGACGUGCUCAUCUCGGACAUUGACAUCUUCGCCCGCUCCUCGUCCGCCAACGAGGCCAAGAACCUCGACGGCUGGGACACGUACCGGUCCGACAACAUUGUCAUCCAAAACUCGUACCUCGACCACGACGACGACUGCGUCUCCUUCAAGCCCAACAGCACAAACGUCAUCGUCCAGGGCCUCACCUGCAACUCGUCGCAUGGCAUCUCCGUCGGCUCGCUGGGCCAGUACCCCGAGUUCUUCGACAUUGUCGAGAACCUGUACAUCUACAACACGUCCAUGUCCAACGCCGUCGACGGCGCCCGCCUCAAGGUCUGGCCCGGCUCCGAGACGGAUUUCCAGCCGGGCCUCGGCGGCGGCGGCGGCGCCGGCUACGUCCGCAACGUGACCUACGAGCGCUUCCACUCGCGCAACAACGACGCCGCCAUCCGCAUCGACCAGUGCUACGGCGAGAAGAACGCCACGCGCUGCGCCGAGUUCCCCUCCCGCAUGCGCAUCACCGACGUCGUCUUCAAGGACUUUACCGGCACCGUCUCCAAGCGCUACGACCCCCGCGCCGGCGCCCUCAUCUGCUCCACGCCCGACACGUGCGACAACAUUCGCGCCUGGGACAUUGACCUCAAGACCCCGUCCGGCAAGGCCCCCGAGUGGCAGUGCCGCAACGUCGAAGAGUCGCUGCUGCAGCUCGGCGGCAAGGGCUGCAUUCCGGGCUGA